UUUUCGCCUCGCGCGCAGGGAAACAGCAGCACCGCCUGCAGAGAAAACCCGCCACCUGCGGGUGGUCGCGCGAGCCGCGAGGCAGGGGGGCGAACCUCUGCUCCGAGAGUUCCCGCGAGCCGCGGGCAGCCCGCGCUGCCGAACCGCGCGCGCGCCCUGCAGCAAAAGAAGAGGAUGGGCACCAAGACAUAAAAGACGCAGAACCACGGUCAUCCGAAACAUGCUGCUGCAGCUGAGGUCACCGGUGCGCUGCCGCGCGCGCCCGCCCGCCUGCACGGCCGCGCUCGCCGCCGGCGUGCACCGAGGCGCGCUCGGGCUGGCUGCCGCCGGCCGUGGCUCGCCGUGCCAGCGUCGCUGGGAGGAGGAGGAGGAGGAGGAGGAGGAGGAGGAGGAGGAGGAGGAGGAGGAGGAGGGCACCGCGCUGCCGUGCGGCACACACACGCUGCCCGCGGGGCGGGGACGCCCCCCCGCCGCACCGCACUGGCAUGCCACUGAAUUCCCAGAUGUAAUCCAGGACGACGCGAGGUGUCGCACCGGAGCGACUUGGUAUAAUACCGGAAAUCGGGUACUGAGGAGAUCUGUGGUUCGGCAGUGCGGAGUGUUGGGGGCGCGCUGCGAAACUAGGUAAGAUCGGCGGGCAUGUCGAUCAUAUUGUGACACCCGCGAUCGCGGUCGCGUCCCUAUUGGUCGGCUCCCGCUUGGAAGCGGGGGCGGUCAAAAGCGGG
Prorocentrum cordatum is the source of this 725-nucleotide messenger RNA. The record is from the annotation of a GenBank genome assembly. NCBI's taxonomy places the organism in Eukaryota, Dinophyceae, Prorocentrales, Prorocentraceae.